Molecule: messenger RNA, 1035 nt
Organism: Scutellospora calospora
Lineage: Eukaryota; Fungi; Glomeromycota; Glomeromycetes; Diversisporales; Gigasporaceae
Source: the annotation of a GenBank genome assembly
AUGAGUAAUUAUCGAGUCGUUAUUCGUGAUCUCAGUGUAAUUAUUGCAAAAAGUGAUACUAUGAUUAAGAAUGGAAAGCGAAUUUCAGAAGUACUAUUUGAUUUGGAUAAAAAAAUACAAAUUGUAGAUGACGAGCUUAAUGAAUUUCGCCAUCAAUCGGAUAAUUUCUUUAUGACUCUUUCUAACGAAAUGAAGGCAAUUACUGAAGAAAUUGAACCUCGGUUGUUCGAAAGGUUUUUCUAUAAAUCAAAUAGGCAAUUACCAAAUAGUUCAGUAAACUUUAUUUUUAAACGCCUUGAAGUGUUAGAUAGAAAGAUACCAGGAAUUCUGGAACAAGUUAAACGUAUCCUUGAUGCGAUUUAUUCUGUCCAUAAUGGUACCGAUAAUGCACAAGGGUGUCUGAUUGAUGGAGAGCGCGAGGCCGAGCAAGCCUUAAAAGAACAUUGGUUAGGUAAUAUUGUGGAUUCUAUGGUUCGUAAGCGAGCAGAGGAUGAACUUAAACGAGUACGAAUUAUAAUAAAAAUUCUUAAGUCGAUAGCACCGAAUCUUAUCAAUUUCCAAACCUUUUUAAAACAAUAUCGUCGAAAUAUACAAGAUGUCGUCAAAGAAGUUAAGGGCAUUCCCAAAAAACCAACCAAAGAAGAUAUCAAGUAUUUGAAAAAAAUGGUCGAAAAUCUUGAAGAAAAACAUGCAAUAUUAUCUUCUGCAAAGAAUCAAUGUAUAUAUAAGUCCAUGGAUGCUUACAAUGAAAUAUAUCUCGAAGAAGAAUUGAUUCUUGAAGAACAAGAAAAAAAAUUCUCUUAUGAGGUUAAAGAAUCAGGAUAUAAGCCUGUGCCGACCGUGGAUACAUCUAAUAAGAAUGCAACAUUUUGGGAUAUAUUCACAUUACCUUUUUCAAUUUUCCUGAGAUUCUGUAAGUCUCAAGAAAACGAUCGUUCUAUAUGGGCAUUACCUUGCUCACUUUUGCUGAGAUUCUGGGAGUUUUUAUUAUAUUGUUUCAAUAUAUAUAUUGAAGCAAUUGUUGGUACAAACUAA